ACAUUCAUAUUCAUUCAAUGCUCGUCGAGUCGUCGGAUAUUGGUCGGAUAUUGUCUCAUCAUAAUGAGAUUCUUGUGAAUGAGACUCUCAGUCUCUCAUUCAACGAUUGAACGAUAUAAUAAAUUCAUUCAAAAUUUGUAUACUGACUACAAUCUACGUAAAAUUGACAUUAACAAAAUAAGUAAAAUAACCCUCCAAACACAUAAAAACUUCGAAAAAUAAAACUAAUCUAAAGAAUAUCGUCAAUUUCCUCGCAGCAUGUCGAACUCUGGUUUAACGUCUGAGGCACAGCUCCGAUACAUAGUACAAUGGUUCGGUGAAUUCAGUGAACUUCAGCGAGAAGACUUCCUGCCAAUCUUAGCCGCUGCAUACAGUGGGAAGCCAGAUCACUUAGCUUGUAAACUAGCUUCCCUAUCGUGUAAAGAUAAGCCUGUGACCUUAUUCCAAUGCCGUAUCAAAUUGUUUAAUGAGUGGUUUCCUACUUGGGCAGGGGAAGAACGAAAUAGACUCAUAAAAGCUGUGUCCGAAAUUGACUCAGACUUUGGAACUAAAUUGCAAGAUGCUCUCGUCAAUGGUGGAAAAUUGAAUGGAGAGCUCGAUGAAGAACACAAGAUGCAUUUUGAAACAGAAGUUGCACAAAGUCAGGGAAAUACCACUGAACCCAUUUGUAACGAACAAGAAAAUACCAAUGCUCAAAUCACUGCUGCCUUUUAAAAUGCACAAGAAUUUGAUAAUACUUUGAUAGCAUUAUUUUAUUUAUUUUUUAUACUAAGAAUAUUCCUCAUAUAACUAGAGUUGCCCGUGGUUUUUUGGCAGUUUUAGUAAGCGUUUAUAUUAUUUUGGUACCUUUGUGCCUGAAGUUUUAGAUCUUAUUUGUUGUUGAAGUAAGAAAGAACUUUUAUUACUUUUAACUAUUACUUAUAAGAAUUUAUACGUCUUUUAUAAACAUUCCAUAUCUAGACCAUUCCAUUAGCUAUUUUAGCAAAUUCCUACGGUUUUAGAAUCUCAUAUAAAUCAUAUCUAUCUUUUACAAUAUUAUAUAUAGAUAUUAAUAUAAUUUUAGAGUAUAUAGGUAUUAAAGAAUAUUGAAAUGAUUAAGACUAAUAUUCCUCAUUAUAGGUAUACAGAGGUUGUAAUUUAAAAUAUACAUAUAUAAUAUUUCAUAUUAAAAGCACAAGUAUCGGUGUGAAUGAAAUAAUACAAUCAGAUCUCCAAGAUAAUUUAUAUUGGGACACGAUUAAAAUAACUUUAUUUCUUUAGAUUUAUAAUAUGAUGUAACUGGCAGGUUGGUAAAGACAAUAUUGUAAAAAAAAGACAUUCAAGUAAGUAAGGGUUAUUCACUGCCUUGUUUUUCUUUUUUUUUUUUAAAGCUGUGAACACUAAAUUGAUGUUAUAAUCGUAAAAUGUGUGUCAAAAUUUCGAUAACUAAAAAAAGAUUAUAUACAUACUUAUUUCUUUUU
Messenger RNA from Melitaea cinxia (Glanville fritillary), 1460 nucleotides. RefSeq lists its product as uncharacterized. The coding region runs from base 259 to 714 and encodes 151 amino acids. The record is from RefSeq and is a predicted model, not a curated record. Lineage: Eukaryota; Metazoa; Arthropoda; Insecta; Lepidoptera; Nymphalidae. The transcript has 3 exons.